This is a messenger RNA of Hyaloscypha bicolor E, 2337 nucleotides long. RefSeq lists its product as uncharacterized. The record is from RefSeq and is a predicted model, not a curated record. The coding region runs from base 1 to 2337 and encodes 778 amino acids. Lineage: Eukaryota; Fungi; Ascomycota; Leotiomycetes; Helotiales; Hyaloscyphaceae. Gene Ontology annotation, molecular function: ATP binding; ATP-dependent chromatin remodeler activity. The transcript has 9 exons.
AUGAAUCUCGCAUCAACCCAAUCGUACUGUACUGUAGAGAUUCAAGACAAGAAAACGCAGGGAAAGGCUGACGAUUAUGGAAAGAAACACCCAGCUCGGAUCUUUCUCUGUGUCAUAUUCUAUGGAGUCAUCGAAGAUUUUGAAGAUGUUGGCGAGUUCUUUCAGGAGUGCCAGAUGUACCUUCAAGACCCGUUUCAUUGCGAUCGUGACGUGAAAUAUAUGAAUCCACAUAUGCUUUGCAGCCAAGAAGAAGAGCCAAUCACCACAGCAUCUAUCACUCCCGAAAGCAUCACCUGUCUCGUUGGGAAUGUCACCUCUCAGAUUGAUCUAUUUGCAGUUUUGAGGAACGAAGAUAACAUCGAAGAAGCCGAGACCCCAAUGGCGAUAGAAACGCCUCUCUUUCGACAUCAAAAACAAGGACUGAAAUUUAUGUCGCAAAGAGAAUUGGGGUGGGCAUUUGAUUCCCCAGGAAGCGACAUCUGGGCCAGGGAGACGCGCGGUAAUGGCCGGUUACUAUAUGUUAAUAAUAUCACCGGAGAAACGCAAUUGGCACCUCCUCCAGAUUUCAGAGGAGGACUUUUGGCUGAUGAAAUGGGACUUGGGAAAACCCUCACCAUGAUAGCACUAAUUGCUCUCAACCAAAAAGAGCCCGAGAUAAAGAGCAAAAAUGUUCCAGCAAUUUCACGACGAUCUAUUAAAACAACUCUAAUUAUUGCUCCACUUGUUUUGUUAGAGAUGUGGCACAGCCAGUUACAAAAACAUCUGCGGCCUGGUGCAAUGUCAUGGUAUACUUACCAUGGCCCGGUCAAACCCUCGAUUCAUGUGCUUUCAGAAUACGACAUUGUCCUCACAACGUACGAAACAAUUGCAGCACAACUCAAAAAAUUCCAUAAGUCAAAUUCAGUAGAAGAGACAAUCUAUUCUGUUACAUGGCAUCGAGUGAUUCUAGACGAAGCACAUAUAAUUCGGAACAGAGGUAGUUCAAAAGCAAAAUCAGUCUGCGCUCUCUACGCUUCUAAUCGAUGGGCAAUUACUGGAACACCCAUUCAAAACAAGCUCACCGAUCUGGCCAGUAUAAUUGAAUUCCUCAGAGUGUUCCCUUUUUCGGAUCCGGAAACCUUCAAUAUCGAGAUUUCCCAACCCUGGCAAGAAUCAGACCAACAAGGCCUUCUGCGACUUAAGAAAUUGGUCAACUCGGUCGCUUUGUGUAGGCCAAGGGCCACUAUCAACCUUCCAAGCCGUACCGAUGAGAUUCAUCGUUUGACCUUCACCGCUGCUGAGCAAGACUUGUAUAAUUCCGCUCGGACUUUCACUGCUAGCAUGCUUGAUAAUGCGAUGUCCGAAGAGUUCACUCAAAAAGGAUUAUAUUUAAACGCACUGACAUGGUUAAACAAGCUAAGGCUCAUCUGCAACCAUGGUGUGGUUGCUGGAAAACAAGAGAGCUUUGAUGACAUGAAUACUGACGGUGAUGUCCCCAAUACUUGGGACAAUAUUACCGCUCAGAAAGCGUUCAACAGUAUGAUCGAUGCUGGUGCAGCUAUGUGUGUCGCUUGUACUGCUAACCUUGCUGACUCAACCUCGGAUGGCUCACCAGAAGGUGAUGUCGAAUGCUUGGACAAUGGGAUUCAGCAGCCUAUCCAUGCUCAUCUAUCCCAAUGUCUGUUUGUUCUCUGUUGCUCUUGCGCUUCGAAGGCAUCAGCACUUUCCGGGAAAUCACCGUGCGCACACCAUCCGAAAUGCCCAACCUUUGGAGUCUCCUUGGUUGAAUCUUCCCACCCUCAAAUCUUAAAUCCUGGAAUCACUAUGAGUCCAGGUUCUACGCCAACAAAACUGAAAGCUCUUCUUCAAAACCUGAAGGAAUUUAAAACGGAGAAAAGUGCCAUCUUUUCUUACUGGACCUUUACGCUGGAUCUCAUUGAAAAUGUGCUAAAUAGGGCCUCGAUUCGCUUUACAAGGAUUGAUGGACAAUUGUCCCCUGAUAAAAGAGCAGAUGCCAUUCGAAGAUUUCAAACAACAGAUGACACCCGCAUCAUCCUGGUUUCUAUUACUUGUGGUGGAGCUGGGUUGGAUCUCACAGCCGCAUCCCGUGCCUACUUGAUGGAGCCACAAUGGAAUCCACAAAUGGAAGAGCAGGCAUUAUGUCGCGUGUAUCGCCUCGGCCAGAAGAGGAAUGUAACGACAAUACGAUAUAGAAUGCUGAAUUCAUUCGAAGAGAACGUUGUCAAGAUCCAGGACCGGAAGAAAGACUUAGCAAAUUUAACGUUUUCAAAUGCAAGACUAUCAGAGACAGACGUUGGGGCCGGUCGACUUCAGUAUCUACGUGCGGCGUUGAGAUGA